Haliotis rufescens (red abalone) is the source of this 1926-nucleotide messenger RNA. RefSeq names its product transcription factor HES-1-A-like. Gene Ontology annotation, cellular component: nucleus. Lineage: Eukaryota; Metazoa; Mollusca; Gastropoda; Lepetellida; Haliotidae. Gene Ontology annotation, biological process: regulation of transcription by RNA polymerase II; regulation of neurogenesis; anterior/posterior pattern specification. Gene Ontology annotation, molecular function: RNA polymerase II cis-regulatory region sequence-specific DNA binding; protein dimerization activity; DNA-binding transcription factor activity, RNA polymerase II-specific. The transcript has 4 exons. Bases 515 to 1408 code for a protein of 297 amino acids. The record is from RefSeq and is a predicted model, not a curated record.
GGAAUGUGCUGGCUUGUUGAUAAGUCGGACCACGGGGCACUUGCUGAGCCGAGUAGCAGCAUACUUAUCAACAGAUUGUGUGCUCAGGCACCGCGACCCUACUCUCGGGCCCCUAGGGGCGGGGUUUUCCCACAGGGGACCGUCGGCUUGCUCCGGCUGCCUGGCACGCGCUAGUGUUUAUUUGUGUCACAAUCACCUCUUGAUUGACAGCUGAGUCGCUCGCGGUCAGAUUACAGUUACACUGUCACAACACGUACAGCCAAUGAAAUUGCCUGAUAACUGUCGUGCCCAAAAUGGAGCUAUGUGAUUGGUCGAGCGUGGCGGCAUGCGAGCGUGGGAACGGGUUGCGGGAUAUCUUCACACCGGUCGCUAGAGGUAUGAUGGACCUUGGUUAUAUAGCUAUGUCACCAGGAAAAUACGUCAUUCUCACGGUCUGACUGAAGGAAUUGCCUGAGCAGAAACAACCACCUGUAGCCGAGCAGACGACAUAGGAGCAGACGACCACUUGUUGAUCAUGACAGAAAGCGAUUCAAGCGGUCCUUCUUCGCCUAGAAAAGGGGAAGAAUGUAAAUCGUCUUAUAGAAAAAGUAACAAGCCUCUCAUGGAGAAACGGCGACGGGCACGCAUCAACACGUGCUUGGGGCAACUGAAAACUUUGGUUCUGCAAGCAAUGAAAAAAGACAAUGCUCAAUAUUCUAAAUUGGAGAAAGCUGACAUCUUGGAACUUACAGUGAAACAUCUGAGGAACGUCCAGAGACAUCAAAUGGCUGCUGCCAUGGCAACCAGCCCUGACGUCAUCACUAAAUAUCGAGCUGGGUUCAACGAGUGCGCUGGGGAGGUGAUGCGAUAUCUGUCCAGCGUCCCGACAAUCGGGGAUGACAUGCGGACACGCGUUCUCGGUCAUCUAGCGAACUGUCUCCAAACUCUAAACUCCCAACCCGUGGCGGACAUUGCCAUGCAGCAAACAGCGCAUCAUGGGAUACAUGUUCAACAUCCGGGUUACACCGGAACUGCCUGCAUGGGAAACCCUUCAGCGUUUCAGACAAUGGUGAAAGAACAACCAUCACCCCACAAGCAGCUUCAGAUGAACCCCCAGUGCCUAACCACGCCCGUUCAGUUCAUCCCCGGAACAUUACCCACAGGGCAGGUGGCGUUCGUCCUGACGUCACCCUCGCCCGUGCAAGCCGUGCCUUUAUAUGCGGCGCCCUCUUCCGACAGAAAGGUUGAGACCUGUGUAAAACAGGAAGCGGUCUCUCCGGUGCCGUGUGAGAAAAAUGUGAAUCGAUCCCCUGUUCCUCACCCCCCGUCCCCCUCCAGUGCUCCUCCCAUGUCCCCCGUGUAUCCCCACCCCGCUCACCCAGCGGCUGUCCGACCGGUGGCAGAGGAGUCGGUGUGGAGGCCCUGGUGAAUUGUGUAUAUGACAAUGGUGACUGUGUACAUUACAGUGGAACUACAUGUGCGUCACACUGCUAGCACAUGUCGAUUGCACAUGUGUUCGUGUAUGUUUCAAUGAACGUUGACGAAUGAGCCAAAAUGAACUGGAUGAUGCAAUUACGCUAUUCCUUUGAUGACGGAACGUGUGACUAUCGAGAAGCGGUUGUCUCCCCUGUUGCUGGUCAACGGGGAAAUAUGAGCGUGGCUACCUGUUCUGAUUUGUGGGACAUAUUAAUAGCAUUGGUCGUUAUUCUUAAGGGCCAAAUUAUUUCUGACAAUUCCUCAAGGAGGCAAGCCUUUCCAAUGGACCAAUUGACAUUCCCUAAGAAACGGAUACUAACACCAAAGACUAUGCAACGUUAUCCGAACAGUUCAUAUUCGACACAACUCUAUGCAUCGUGUCACGUGACACUUCGACAGCUGAUCGUGCUCUGUGAUAUUUAUUAGCAUUAACGUGCCUUGUUACUGAUGGUGAUUAUUAAAAUGAUUCAU